Blepharisma stoltei is the source of this 1479-nucleotide messenger RNA. Lineage: Eukaryota; Ciliophora; Heterotrichea; Heterotrichida; Blepharismidae. The record is from the annotation of a GenBank genome assembly.
AUGGGCUGCUCAAUACCAAAAAAAGCGCGCAUCCGAGCCACAGCCACAGCAUCCAUAGAGAACCAGCGAAUAAGUGAUGCUGGCAGCGUCAUUGUAAACGCUGGAACCUUUGUAUUAGAAAAUCGGCUUGAUUUUUUAGACGUUUAUAGAAUGGGAAAUUAUAUAGGCCAUGGCGCAUAUGGAGAAGUGAGGAUUUGCUUCCACAGAGAAACCUCAGCCAAAAGAGCAGUUAAAAUUUUUCGUAAAGAUAUUAUUAGAAAUGAAUUAUCUAGAUCUCGUAUAGAGCAAGAAAUCAAUAUUUUAAAGUCCCUUGACCACCCAAACAUUGUAAAAGUCCAUGAAUAUUUUAUUGAUACAAAAAAAAUUUAUAUAGUGAUGGAAUAUUGUAGCGGCGGUGAAUUAUUUUCUGAGCUUAUUAAAAGGAAUUUUUUUUCUGAAGCAAAAGCUGCACAAAUAAUGUAUCAAAUAUUUUCAGCUGUAAGGUAUCUCCAUGAGAACAAUAUAAUGCAUAGAGAUUUGAAGCCAGAAAAUAUUUUGCUGGAAGACAAACAUGAUAUAAUGAAUAUAAAAUUAAUAGAUUUUGGUACUGCAACUGCAAAAGUUCCUUUGAAAUAUUCUAGAUAUUUAGAAGGAACAGCUUAUUAUAUGGCCCCAGAAGUCGCUCUUGGAGGCUAUAACGAAAAAUGUGACUUAUGAAGCUGCGGGGUUAUAAUGUAUAUUUUAUUAUCAGGGAGUCCUCCAUUUGAUGGAAAUAAUGAUAAUGAAAUUUUAUUGAGCUCAGCCAGAGGGUUAUAUAAUAUAACAGGAGAUCCAUGGCCAAAAAUUUCUCAAGAAGCCAAAGACCUGCUAUCAAAAUUACUAUGCUCAGCAGACGAAAGAUUAUCAAGCGCACAAGCAUUAGAGCAUAUAUGAAUUACAUCCAAAACCAUGGAAAAUACACCUGAGACUGAAGCAGUUGAGCUCGUUAUGACGAAAUUAAAGCAAUUCCAUGGUGAAAGCAAGCUAAAAGAUGCUGUACAUACCUUUAUAAUUUCUCAAUUUUUAUCUUUUAAGGACGCUAAGUCUUUAAAACAAGUUUUCAAAAAAUUAGAUCUUAAUGGAGAUGGACGGCUCAGUAAAGAAGAGCUAUACAAAGAAUAUCUCCAUUCUAUGGGACAUACAGAAGCUUCAGCAUUAGCAGAAAAAUUAAUGAAAGAAGUGGACACUGACAGCAAUGGCUUUAUUGACUAUUCCGAGUUCCUAAAAGCCACUUUAGACAUAAAAAAAAUUUUUUCCGCAGAAAUUUUAAAGGCUGCUUUUAAGAUGUUCGAUUAUGAUGGAAGCGGCAAAAUUUCAGCUGAAGAGCUAAAAAGGACCUUGGAGGGCGGAAAAUUAAUUGACGAUUGUGUAUGGGAUGAAAUUAUUAAGGAAAAUGAUUUAAAUGGGGAUGGAGAAAUCGACUUGGAAGAGUUCCAGCAGUCUGUCCUGGCAAAGCUAUAA